AAGCCAUUUAAACACACAAUAUUACUAAGGCAAUAUGCAGUAAGAGCAUGUAAAACUUCUAGAAAUCCGAUUCCUAAGAAAUUAUGCAGUAAAUCCAUGGACUUGCUGCUUUUGUUCUUAGUAUAUGGCGUUACUGCACUUUUGCUUAGUAUUUUACCUGAAUUCCAGAAUAUCUUUGAAAUAAUAAUCGAUUUUCAAGGAGUUUAUAGUGAUUUUUACUGCAUUUUACCUUAGUAAAAAAAGACGCGGGAUAGUUCAAUUAAUAAGAAUAUUAUAUAACCUCACUUUUCACAAUUUUGGAGUUACUGCAAUUCUUGGUAUUUAGGGCCAACAUAAAGGAGAGAGAAACGAUGGUUCUCACUCGCACACAUCUUCUGUGUGACAAAGAAAGUAAGACUCUUGUAAGAGAGAGAAAACAUAAUAUGUACAGAUAAUUGAUAAAAUAUUAUUAUCAUUUAUCAUUAUAAUUUAAAAUUAUUUUGUUAGUUCAGUUUUAUUUUAAUUUAAAAAAAAGAAAUGUAAUAUAUAAUUGUAAAAAAUGGUUAAAUGUUUAUUAUGUAAUCGAAGUUACCAAACGAUUAAACAUGCUCAAAGUAAAAUCAGCUUUCAUUCUUUCCCUGUAAAUCCUGAUUUACGAAAAAAAUGGAUUAAGAAAUGUGGUCUUGAAGACGAAGACAUAUUGAUAAAAAGUUCCCAUAAAAUAUGUUCGUUACAUUUUACUACAGAUUCAUAUCUACCAAUGUUUCCGAAAUCUAAACGUUUAAAACCAACUGCUGUCCCAUCAUUUUUUAUGAAUUCCAGUUCAAUAUCCGUCAAUGAUUCAAACACUUCAACAUUAAGCUCACCGGUAUUUUCAAAUAAUAUCUCUAUACCUACUAAAAUAGUUCAUAAUUCAUCAACUUCAUCAAUUAAUACAAUAUACAAUCCAGCUGAUGAAUCUAAAUCUUUGAGUUUUUGUAGGCCACCAACCAGAAAAAAAUUAAAUUUUCAUCCUCGGUAUAUUGGUGAUUGUACUGAAAAAGAUUUUAGUACACCUAUAAGAAGGAAGAACAAUUUAAUAUUUGUUAAAAAUCAGUAUUUACUUCAAACAAAAAAAAUAAAAUGCUUACUACAACAAAGUAGCAAUUUGAAAAAAAAAGUGCUUUCAUUAAAAUCACUAUUAAAUGAACUGCAACAUAAAUAUAAAAUAGUUGAAAAUAGUUGAUUCAUAUAGAAAUACUGGAUUUGUUGGCUUAAUUUUAAGUUUGGAAACUGCAAUCAAUUUAUUUAAGUAUUUGCAUUAUAAUCAUUCAUUAGAAUAUUUACUAGGUAACUUACAAAAUUAGCCAAGAUCAUUUGGAAUUAUUUUAGUACUAUUUAAUUAACAUAAAAAACCGAGGUCCCUUAGUAAAACCAUCUAAAGAUGUAGAGUUACUGUUCAAAGAAACUGAAAAAUGUAUUAGGCAGCAUCAAGAAGUUGUAUUCAAACAAAAUAAUAUAGUACGAUUUUUAAAUAAUAAAGUAAAAAGGGCAUUAUAUGAAGUUGUUUUCAAAAAUGAAGAAAUGUAUCAACAUAUAAUCUGUCAGCAACAAUUUAAUAAUCACAGAGAUCAAUUGAUGAAUUUAAUAAUUACAUUCUACCUUAAUAUUCGACUGCAUCAUAAAGGUAAACAAUUUGAUAAAGAAUCAUGUCUCCAGAAUAAAUUUAACAAACUAGUAUUAUUUAAUAAUGAAUAGCAAAAUUAUUUUAUUUAUGCUAAAAAAGAUAUUCAUUGCUUUCAUUUGUACAUUUUGUUAUAUUUUAUUAUAAAUAAAAAAUAAUAUAUAAUAUAUAAUAUUGUUA
Molecule: messenger RNA, 1822 nt
Organism: Aphis gossypii (cotton aphid)
Lineage: Eukaryota; Metazoa; Arthropoda; Insecta; Hemiptera; Aphididae
Exons: 4
Coding region: 539-1204 (221 amino acids)
Molecular function (GO): sequence-specific DNA binding
Source: RefSeq, a predicted model, not a curated record